AUGAAUUUACUACAGUCACUUGAAGCUCUUAAUCGAUCGCUUGAUCAACUGAUUGCCGAAAGUAAAGGUGAGCCCAAUGGUAAGGUUGAUGUCACUUCAAUCUCAUUUACACCACCGAGGGAAAUUAAUAAAUCAAUCGCAGUGCUUGGUAUCGGUUUAAUUGCCAUGGGUGAAGAUGUCGGAAUGUCAAUGGCCAAAAGGGUUUUACAGCAAAUCCUAUUCAAUGGUUCACCUUCAGCUAAACGAUUGGUGCCAAUGGCGUUUGCUUUACUUUCCCUUUCGUAUCCAGAUCAAGAAAUUUUGACAACAUUGGAAAAAUAUUCACGAUAUCAAAUGAUCUCAAUGUCAAUAAAUUCAAUUAUCGCACUUGGAUUGAUUGGUUCGGGUUCUUUGGAUUAUAAAUUGUCGAAAAUGUUGGACAGCCUAUUUGAACACUACGAUGUUGGUCCAGCCUUUUGUUUGGAUGCUCUUAUACUGACCAAAGGUUUACUUCAUCUUGGUAAAGGUUUAAUGACUUUGAAUCCAUUUUCUUAUGACAAUCAAUUGCUAUUUCCAACUGGAUUAGCGGCCAUUCUGAUAAUUGCUUUCUGCUCUCUGGAUAUUAAACAUACUCUGCUUGGUUCAAAGCUCAAUCAAUUGAUUUAUUAUCUAACUCCAGCGGUUAGAACUCGAUUUGUUGUUACAUUGGAUGAGGACACUUUGAAACCCGUUGAGAUACCGUUAGGAGUGGGACAGGCCUUGGAUACCGCUGGCCAAGUUGGUAAAUUACGAUUGGCAACAAUUUCAUCAACUCAAAAUUCACCAAUCAUUUUGAAAGAUCAUGAAAAGCUGAAAUAA
Messenger RNA from Panonychus citri (citrus red mite), 837 nucleotides. RefSeq names its product 26S proteasome non-ATPase regulatory subunit 2-like. Bases 1 to 837 code for a protein of 278 amino acids. The transcript has a single exon. NCBI's taxonomy places the organism in Eukaryota, Metazoa, Arthropoda, Arachnida, Trombidiformes, Tetranychidae. Gene Ontology annotation, biological process: proteasome-mediated ubiquitin-dependent protein catabolic process. The record is from RefSeq and is a predicted model, not a curated record. Gene Ontology annotation, cellular component: proteasome storage granule; nucleus; proteasome regulatory particle, base subcomplex.